GGAAGCGAUAGCUGAGUGGUGGCGGCUGCUGAUUGUGUUCUAAGGGGACGGAGUGGGGUAAAGACGUUUGCUCUCCUGGAACAGCCUAUCUCAUUCCUCUCCUUCGACUACCCGUGGCGCGGAGAGUCAGGGCGGCGGCUGCAGCAGCAAGGGCGGCGGUGGCGGCGGCGGCAGCUGCAGUGACAUGUCCAGCAUGAAUCCCGAAUAUGAUUAUUUAUUCAAGUUACUUCUGAUUGGCGACUCUGGGGUUGGAAAGUCUUGCCUUCUUCUUAGGUUUGCAGAUGAUACAUAUACAGAAAGCUACAUCAGCACAAUUGGUGUGGAUUUCAAAAUAAGAACUAUAGAGUUAGAUGGGAAAACAAUCAAACUUCAAAUAUGGGACACAGCAGGCCAAGAAAGAUUUCGAACAAUCACCUCCAGUUACUACAGAGGAGCCCAUGGCAUCAUAGUUGUGUAUGACGUGACAGAUCAGGAGUCCUUCAAUAAUGUUAAACAGUGGCUGCAGGAAAUAGAUCGUUAUGCCAGUGAAAAUGUCAACAAGUUGUUGGUAGGGAACAAAUGUGAUCUGACCACAAAGAAAGUAGUAGACUACACCACAGCAAAGGAAUUUGCUGAUUCCCUUGGAAUUCCAUUUUUGGAAACCAGUGCUAAGAAUGCAACGAAUGUAGAACAGUCUUUCAUGACGAUGGCAGCUGAGAUUAAAAAGCGAAUGGGUCCUGGAGCAACAGCUGGUGGUGCCGAGAAGUCCAAUGUUAAAAUUCAGAGCACUCCGGUCAAGCAGUCAGGUGGAGGUUGCUGCUAAAAUUUGCCUCCGUCCUUUUCUCACAGCAAUGAAUUUGCAAUCUGAACCCAAGUGAAAAAAACAAAAUUGCCUGAAUUGUACUGUAUGUAGCUGCACUACAACAGAUUCUUACCGUCUCCACAAAGGUCAGAGAUUGUAAAUGGUCAAUACUGACUUUUUUUUUAUUCCCUUGACUCAAGACAGCUAACUUCAUUUUCAGAACUGUUUUAAACCUUUGUGUGCUGGUUUAUAAAAUAAUGUGUGUAAUCCUUGUUGCUUUCCUGAUAUCAGAUUGUUUCCCGUGGUUGGUUAGAAUAUAUUUUGUUUUGAUGUUUAUAUUGGCAUGUUUAGAUGUCAGGUUUAGUCUUCUGAAGAUGAAGUUCAGCCAUUUUGUAUCAAACAGCACAACCAGUGUCUGUCACUUUCCAUGCAUAAAGUUUAGUGAGAUGUUAUAUGUAAGAUCUGAUUUGCUAGUUCUUCCUUGUAGAGUUACAAACGGAAAGAUUACACUAUCUGAUUAAUAGUUUCUUCAUACUCUGCAUAUAAUUUGUGGCUGCAGAAUAUUGUAAUUUGUUGCACACUAUGUAACAAAACAACUGAAGAUAUGUUUAAUAAAUAUUGUACUUAUUGGAAGUAAUAUCAAACUGUAUGGUGAUAAGUAUUGUUUUAAUUCUUAUGGCUAAAGGGAAAUAGAGCCUUGCAUUAUACUCAAAACAGCCAUUUGUGUGUGCAACCAGGGCAUUGUAGACCUAUCUUAGAGCAGCAUCCAAUAUGCUUUCCAGAUAAUAUACCCAGUAAAUGACCUAGGGAGGCUUGUGUGCUGCACAGGGAUUUAACCAAGCUUAGUGGUUCAGGGAGAUUAAACUGUAUGAAAAUAAGUUUUAGAAUGUAUGCUACUUAGCCUAUUAUCUCUGAUCCUUCUCUAGAACCAUUUGAAAUGGCUUCAUUGAUCAACAUUUGAUUCUUCUGUGGUAGAGGUGGAAAACACCUUUCCUUAAUUGGCAGACUAACACGUAUGCUUAUAUUGUUUCUUCCAUGUUUGGAGUCAGAUGUCAGCUGUUUUAUCCUCCGCAAUUGUAUACCUUAGGUUGGAGAUGAGUUAAAGCAUUGAAGUAGGAAGCAGGAAAUUUACUAUUUGCCCUAAUUUUAGAAAAUAUGUCCCUUAAAAUUAGCUGAAAACAUGAAUGCUGGGUGGGAGCAGUAAAUGAGAAAUAUUUAUUUCAGUUGAAUUUUGCACAUGUGAAAAAUUUGUUAAUUUGGUUAAAGAUCCUAGGGUUUGUUUUUAUUGUGGGGGAACGAAAAUCUUUUGCCAGCUCUGGCAUUUUACGGUGAUAGAAGUCAAAGAUUGUUUCCUUCGGGUUGAAAUAGUAACCAAAAUAUUCUUUACUUAGGGGCGUGGGAUGUGGCUGUUGGCUACACAUUUUAUGGUGGGGUCUUUAAUUCAGUGAUAAAAUUUAAACGAAAAACAAGCCAAAAAUUAUAGGUUUCUUUAUUUUCACUAAACAGGCAAUUGAAAUACAUGGUACAAAAAUAAGUGGUAAGAUUAUUGUAAAAUGAA
This is a messenger RNA of Budorcas taxicolor (takin), 2339 nucleotides long. RefSeq names its product RAB1A, member RAS oncogene family (gene RAB1A). Bases 185 to 802 code for a protein of 205 amino acids. NCBI's taxonomy places the organism in Eukaryota, Metazoa, Chordata, Mammalia, Artiodactyla, Bovidae. The transcript has 6 exons. Gene Ontology annotation, molecular function: GTPase activity; GTP binding. The record is from RefSeq and is a predicted model, not a curated record.